AUUGGUCUUCUCCUCAUCCGCCGCGAGCUCACGAUUGCGCUUUACAUUCAGUCGCAUCCUGAAUCGCCCCUAUCACCACGUGAACAUCUCAUUGUCAGAGUCAGCGCUGGAAGAUGGGAAUCAAGACCGACAUCACCCUCUAUACCGAGGGCACUCCCAACGGCCUCAAACCCACCAUUCUACUAGCUGAGCUGGGCUUGGAGUACAAGCUUCACCCAAUCAACAUCCCCAAGCACGAACAAAAAGAGCCAUGGUUUCUCGAGAUCAAUCCCAAUGGUCGGAUUCCUGCCUUAGUCGAUGAAGACGAAAACGGCAACAAGGUUACGCUGUUCGAGAGCGGCAGCAUGCUGCUGUAUCUUGUGGCCCGGUACGACAAGGACCACAAGGUGUCAUAUCCCUAUGACUCUCCCGAGUACUGGGAGACCGUUAAUUGGCUGAUGUGGCAGAUGGGAGGGGUGGGCCCGAUGCAAGGGCAAGCCAACCAUUUUGCGAGAAUGGCCCCCGAGAAGCAUGAGUACGCCAUCAGCCGCUACGUGAACGAAACCCGCCGCUUGUACCGCGUCCUGGACGGCCAUCUGGCCAAAAGUAAAUCCGGCUACGUGGUUGGUGACCGGGUCACGGUGGCGGAUAUCGCCUUGUGGAAUUGGGUGGCUGCUUACAAAUAUAGUGGCCUCUCCAGCAUUGACGAGUUUCCGCAUGUGCAGAAAUGGCUUUUCGAAUUGUUGAAGCGGCCCGCUUUUGAGGAGGGUCGGAAUGCCCCCGGGCCGCAUAUCUAUCUGGAGCUUAAUAAGCUCUCGGAUGAGGAGUUGAAUGCGAAGGGUCGCGCUGCUGGGGCCUGGAUCCAGGAGGGCAUGAAGCGGGAUGCGGAGGAGGUCUGAUUGUGGACUUUGUUUUGUCUGAUUUGGAGUCUUGGGACUUGGGUAUCGUAUGAACUCGGAUGCAGAGUAUUUUUCUCAUCGGGAGAGGUCAUGUAUCCGUCACGCAUGCAAGAGCUGUCAUGUUAGGUAGUUGCUCUUUUGUUAUAUAUCUUUUCGUGUGGUUUGCUCCAUGUUUGGAUGGGCAGUGAUCUAUUGAGUCUUGGCCUUGUU
This is a messenger RNA of Aspergillus uvarum CBS 121591, 1088 nucleotides long. RefSeq names its product glutathione S-transferase family protein. Bases 114 to 878 code for a protein of 254 amino acids. NCBI's taxonomy places the organism in Eukaryota, Fungi, Ascomycota, Eurotiomycetes, Eurotiales, Aspergillaceae. The record is from RefSeq and is a predicted model, not a curated record. The transcript is spliced from 5 exons.